Coregonus sp. 'balchen' is the source of this 7295-nucleotide messenger RNA. NCBI's taxonomy places the organism in Eukaryota, Metazoa, Chordata, Actinopteri, Salmoniformes, Salmonidae. The record is from the annotation of a GenBank genome assembly.
CUGGCGAAUGUCACGAGGCCUAGGUGGAACUUGCGUAGCACGCCGUUUAUUGCACCCGAUAUCCAACCAUGCAGCGCUGCUUCACAUUAACCAUUGUACGGCACUGGGCCCUUCGAAAGAAACUUCUCACAAUCAGCUACAAACAAUCUGCAGCCAUGUCUACACUUCUGAUAAACCAGCCCAAAUAUGCCUGGUUGAAAGAAUUAGGCCUGAGUGAAGAUAAUGACGGUGUUUACAACGGGAACUGGGGAGGCAAAGGAGAGGUAAAAUAAGCAAGGGGAUUAGCUAGUACACGUUAUGUGGGUCCUGGAUUCUAAAUAUAAAUCCAGACAUGGUUAUAAAACACAUUGUCUGCAAGCUAGCUAGGCCACUUAGCUUGCCACGUUAAGCUAAUAGCCCAAGUUUGACAAUUGAGGCAAAUCAAAAUGUUACGCAAACUUGUCCGAAUAGUUUGUUGCUUUGACUUUUGAGGUUUGUCUUCGUUCUUGUUUAAUUCAUUGACACAUUUGCUAGGUUAUACAAUGUAACGUAAGUAAGCAAAUUCAACCAAGUUCAGUUGCUAUACUUCAGCGAAUAUGUCUCCACUGUAUUUGGUUAGCAUAGAAAACUACCUAGGUAACAGGUUCACUUUGCUAUCUAGACACGUCGUGGACUUUCAUGAUACUGUAUACGUGAACCUACUUGACACGGUCCAGCUUGCUAGCAUUCAUAGCUAGCACAUGGUAUCUACAGGUUUACAAAAAAAAAAGCGUGCGACAGAUUUACAGCUGUCAAACUAUUACAUGACAGACAUACAUGACUUAAUUAGGUAGUUAUGAAGUCACUGUAAAUGUAUACUGUUAACUGUUUGAACUUCUUCCUACAGUUUUCUUUAUCUUUUUUUUGCGCACAAUGAACAUGUCUUACCCUACAGUGACACCUAUUGGCCAGAUAUGAUAGUAAAUAGGACGUUGAAUUUGAUUCGGUUGAUCACUCUAACUUCAAUCUUAGUCAUUUUCCCUCAAUAACCCCCAAUGCAAUUGUCAGGGAGUAUCAUGGUAUAACCCAUCGACAGCCUUUCAUUUUACUGUACACUUAUGUAUUCUUUAUAGACUAACUUAUAAAGAGUAAGAUAUAUAAUGUCAAGUAUAAGUAGUGGCCAAUGUGCUGAAAAGUGCACUGCUCUCAGUGGCUUCAGAUAACAAUGAAGUAUCCAAUUCAAAGGCUGUGAACUGUAUACAGUCAUCAAUUUCCUGCUCAUGUGGUGGGGUGUAAUUUUCUAACGGAUGUUUGUUCUUCAAGGUCAUCACGUCAUAUUGCCCUGCCAACAAUGAGCCCAUCGCCAGAGUACGCCAGGUAAUGUCAAUAAGGUCUCACAGUUCUAUCAGAGUAAACCACUGUCACCAUUUUGGGAUGUAAACCACUGUCGCCAUUUUGGGAUGUAAACCACUGUCACCAUUUUGGGAUGUAAACCACUGCUACCAUUUUGCAAUUUAACACAGAAAUUGUGCAUGGCCCUAAUGGUGGUUUUCUAUUAAAUUCUACUCACCUAGACGUCAACCUUAUUUGUUUAAAAAUGUCAGACCAGCUCAUUUUCCAAAAGCUUCUGAAUGGCCUUGUCUUCAAGGCGUCAGUUGCUACUUAAUUGUUCAAGCCAAACCAGGUUUACAUUCCUAAUGCUUCCCUACAGAUCAAAAGUCCAACAUUAAUCAACAGACCUGGAUUCAGUUACUUUAACUAUUUUUCUGUUUUAAAAGUCUCGAAGGAGCCUUACUGACCCCAAUGUAAAACGUUAACGUAGUGAAGUUACUGGAUACCGCUUCUUCUUUUGAUCAGGCAACCAUGGCAGAAUAUGAAGAAACUGUGCAGAAAUCGAGGGAAGCCUGGAAGGUGUGGGCAGAUGUAAGUAUGGUGACUUAACCAAGAACGUGUCCUCAUUGCUAAUUUCAUUUCACCUUUGAACACGCCAACACUAAAAAUCUAAUUUUCUUGUCAAAUCUAGAUUCCGGCCCCUAAAAGAGGAGAGAUUGUGCGUCAGAUUGGCGAUGCAUUGAGGAAAAAGAUCAAAGUCCUGGGCAGUUUGGUAAGAGCGCUGUAGUCUGUGCUGCAAUCACACAUUAAAAGGGUUACAUAACUACGAUGAUCAGCUUCACAGUAGCUCCAUAUACAUUGACACAACAUCCUAGAACUUGUCUCGUUGGUGCUUGAGGGGAGAGGACAGAACCAUGCUAAUAAGGGAUGCAGUACUCAAAAUCGAACAGUGCUCAAAAAGGAAACUGUUUUCUGUUCGUAGGUGUCCCUGGAGAUGGGGAAGAUCUAUGUUGAGGGAGUCGGUGAGGUGCAGGAAUAUGUUGACGUCUGUGACUACGCUGUUGGACUGUCUCGCAUGAUCGGAGGUCCAGUUCUCCCCUCUGAAAGUAAGUCUGCAGUUAUCAAUCCAUUUAAAUAUUGUCUAUUUGCAGGAGGGUGGUAGUGGGGUUUAGAAAACAAAGUGUGCAGGCUUUUACUCCAUUCCUGCUCUAACACUCCUGAUCCUACUCAUCAGUUGCUCACCACGAACUUGAGAACAGGGCCACAGCUCUAGCAUCUGUCCAUAUAGUCUUAUUCAUUAUGAUCUAAAAAAAGCUCAACUAAUCCUAGAUCUGCACUCCUACUCUGAGAUGCUUUGUGGAUACGGGCCCAGGACUGGAGUACAAGCCUGUGCACACAGUAGUGUUCCAGGACCGAUGUUGGAGAAUCCUGCGAUGAUGGUGUUAAAGACAUUUAGAAAAGAAAAGUCUUCAGUUUAAGCGAUUUCUCUUUAGGACCGGGCCACGCGCUGAUCGAGAUGUGGAACCCUGUGGGUCUGGUGGGCAUCAUCACAGCCUUCAACUUCCCUGUGGCCGUCUACGGCUGGAACAACGCCAUCGCCCUCAUCUGUGGCAACGUCUGCCUCUGGUGAGCGCCCACAGGGUCACGCUGUUAACUGUUCUACGUCACUGAAAUGAUAUUUGUAACAGUCUUCGUCUCUCUGCCAGUUUCGUUUUGGUAAUGUCGCAAAUAACUUCUGCAAGGGGACUCGGGCUUCUCUGUAAGGACUCAAACCUGUUUGAAGGGAAUCAGGUUCACAUUAUGGCAGUGUACACAGCUCCUAUUCCAGCUCUGCAAUGUUUUUGUGUUGAAUUUCCUCUUUAGGAAAGGAGCUCCCACCACCCCUCUCACCAGUGUAGCUGUAACCAAGUAGGUGUCUUUGCGUACUUUAUUGGAGGUUGAAGAGUUAAUGCAAAUUCUCUUAUUUUAGUUACUGUCAUGUUGAAGAGAAAAUGUAGACUAAAUGUAAAUUGUUCAUACUCCAAAAUGGAUGACUCAAUUAAACCACCAAACCAAUUUUCAUCAACACACAGAUGGUUAGAAACGUGUAGAAUUGGGUUAGAUUGUGCUCAGUCGUGCGUGUACACACGUGUUCCAACAGAAUCGUGGCCGACGUGUUGGAGCAAAACAACCUGCCUGGUGCUAUCUGCUCCAUGACAUGCGGUGGCGCUGACAUCGGGUGAGUCUCCUGCCCUAGUCAAACGCUUAUCACUCACUGACUUCUGUCCUUUCUCCUGGUACACUACUCCCUAAAAAUGAAAAAUAAUUGGAUUGGUGUAGGCAUGGGCAAGAGGGAGUGUCCACCAUAUUUCUUACACUAGUCACUUCCUUUCGAACGCACAGCACAGCAAUGUCCAAGGACGAGCGCGUCGACCUGGUCUCAUUCACUGGCAGCACCCACGUGGGCAAGAUGGUGGCCAUGAUGGUGCAGGAGAGGUUUGGUGAGUCGGCACCUCCUCGUCCACAUUUGUUUCACCUCUCAACCAAACAUGACCACAUUUGGGAAGCAUUGCUUUAUUUUAUUUUUUAUAACAUUAAGUGUUUUUUUUUGUACAGGUCGUAAUUUGCUGGAGCUUGGCGGGAACAACGCCAUCAUAGGUAAGGGUGUGAAGACACUACAUUAAAUAGAUAGCCAAUUAUGAUUAGGUUGUAGCUUGUUGGUUAUUGUCAUGAUACUGGGACAUGAUACUCAGUAGUUGUACAUGCAUGAGCAGACAGAUUUAUGAAUUGCCUCACAAAAUAGCUGUGAGGCUAUAAAAGUAUGAUAAUUACGACUAUGAAAAUACUAGUCUGUCCAUAAAGUUACCAGUCACUUAGAUACAAUUCCUAAGAAAUGAAAUGGUGUAUAAACGGUUAUGUGUGUCUUCAGUGUUUGAGGAUGCUGAUCUGAGCCUUGUGGUGCCUUCUGCCGUCUUUGCUUCUGUGGGAACUGCUGGACAACGCUGCACCACCACCAGGAGGCUGGUAAGUAGACAGCAACAUAAAGGACCACAAUGCUCAUAUCUGACCAAUGCAGAAGGCACACACGUAUACAGUUGAAGUCGGAAGUUUACAUACACUUAGGUUGGAGUCAUUAAAACUCGUUUUUCAACCACUCCACAAAUGUCUUGUUAACAAACUAUAGUUUUGGCAAGUCGGUUAGGACAUCUACUUUGUGCAUGACACAAGUAAUUCUUCCAACAAUUGUUUACAGACAGAUUAUUUCACUUUUAAUUCACUGUAUCACAAUUCCAGUGUGUCAGAAGUUUACAUACACUAAGUUGACUGUGCCUUUAAACAGCUUGUAAAAUUCCAGAAAAUUAUAUCAUGGCUUUAGAAGCUUCUGAUAGGAUAAUUGACAUCAUUUGAGUCAAUUGGAGGUGUACCUGUGGAUGUAUUUCAAGGCCUACCUUCAAACUCAGUGCCUCUUUGCUUGACAUCAUGGGAAAAUCAAAAGAAAUCAGGCAAGACCUCAGAAAAAAAAUUGUAGACCUACAAUCCAAGGCCCUGUUUGAAUUAUUUUACACUCCGUUUCUCCUUCCUUUAAGUUACCGAUGACUUUGUUUUAGAUGCUGCACGGAAGCAUCCAUGACGUAGUGGUGGAGAGGGUAGCCAAAGCCUACAAACAAGUCCGCAUUGGAGACCCCUGGGACCGUAAGUCCUUCUGUAAAAUGGAUCAGCCAAUUCUGUACAACUUUAAUACUAAGAUGGCUGAACAUGAGACCGCAAUACAAGUGUGAAUCACAUGUUGCAUGUUGAUUUAAUAUAAAUGUCCCCCUUUUCCCCUACAGCGAGCACUAUGUACGGCCCGCUCCACACCAAGCAGGCUGUGGACCAGUACCUGGCAGCCAUUCAACAGGCUAAGCAACAGGGUGGCACUGUAGUGUGUGGAGGAAAGGUACUGUACUGUGGUCCUACUGUGAAAUUAGAGCACCUCUGUGUGAUGUGGGCUCUUAGGAACAAACCAUGUGUGAAGAAGUCUCUAUUGAUACUCUGUAUGGAGUCUAAAGGAACGUUAAUAUGCCAUUUUAAGAGGACACGCCUUAAGUUGAAAAAUGGCACUUGCACUACACAAUCUCUCUCACAAUUUCUCUCUAGCAUAAAUGAUCAAUUUGGAACCCAGUAGAAAGUGCAAAUAAGACUACAAGCCGGUAUCUGCUAAUGUAUGGAAUAGCUGUCAAUUAAAACCUGAACAGUGGGAGUAUCAGAGUUGCAGGCUUUAUUGUUUUGUUUUGGUCGCCAGGUGAUGGAUCGUCCUGGAAACUACGUGGAGCCCACCAUCAUCACAGGACUGGCUCACGAUGCGCCCAUCGUUCACACCGAGACCUUUGUCCCCAUCCUCUACGUCCUCAAGUUCCAGGUAGGACAUCCAUUACCUCCUGCCUCAGGAGCCUGGUUAAACCAGAUGGAAUGCUGCACUCAGUCUGGUUCAACCAGGUAAGCUGUACCCUGCGCAAUGUUGAAAACCAGAGAAGGUGGCUACUGGCCCAUUUUGGUUCCUGGUUAAUCAGGGGGAAAAAUAAAAUCCCUGCUAACUCUUAUCUCUGUUGUCCACUCAGACUGAGGAGGAGGCGUUUGCCUGGAACAACGAGGUCAAGCAGGGCCUCUCCAGCAGCAUCUUCACCAAGGACAUGGGCAGAGUCUUCCGCUGGCUGGGGUAAGAGCUGGGUGGUGUGUGUGAAGUCCCUCUGAUACGACGCAGUAGUUCCAGAAUGUUAGUGGGAUUUGGGUUGUGGCUGAGGACUGGGUCUUAGCUUGAAAACAGGUUUGAUCCACUUGAUGGACACCAAGAAUACUCCAAAAGCCUCAGGUGGACCACAGCACACAACGCUGUGUAUACAGUACAACAUCUAGUCUGUGUCUAAGUGGUGUAGACCUUGGAAAAUGGAGGUAGGCCUAUUCAUUGUAAACAUGCUUUCUUCCUCUAGACCUAAAGGAUCGGACUGCGGCAUCGUGAACGUCAACAUUCCUACCAGCGGAGCUGAGAUUGGAGGAGCUUUCGGUACGUUGGCUGUCUGUCUGUCUGUAGACUUUUCUUCCCUGUGUGCGUUAGGCUAACGUGUGUGUGUGUGUGUUUCCAGGUGGGGAGAAACACACAGGAGGGGGACGGGAGUCUGGCAGCGACUCUUGGAAGCAGUACAUGAGAAGGUCCACAUGGUGAGUGAAUAAAAUAAAUGCUCUCUGCCAGAUCACACCCCACUGGAAUAUUUCAGUUUGUUCCACAUCUCUUUAUGGCAGACCCUCUAUAUCUAUCACAGUUGGAACACUGCCAUGUAAAUAAUGUAAUGCAUAGGCCCCAAAUUCACUGCGCUAUGAACCAUGGUUUUACCAGGGUCUCCCUUCAGUAUAUUUAGCGUUAUCAGACUCCUUAUAAAGGGCUGGAAAGAAUAAACUAUUUUAAUUGAGCAUUGGGAAAAUAUGGAUACUUGAUAGAAUAGGAAAACUGUCUAACUGUUCUUCUCCCCUUUCAGCACUAUCAACUACAGCAAGGAUCUUCCUCUAGCUCAGGGAAUCAAAUUUGAGUGAAGCGGGCACACAAGGAACCAGGACCCAGUCAACCUUGAUGAAUCCAUGAGGGAAACUAAAACACUAACUAACCAUUUGGACUUUGCAUAGUUUAUUCUCCAAAAUGCUAAACUUCUGUCCUAGCAACUUUUACAAUCAGAAGAUUAAUUGGAAUUGGCCAAGUGGGGCAACCGGAUGCAUUUGUGCAUUUUGGGUUGGUAAAGGUGGUGGAAUGUGGUUGUAGAAUUUGUUUAUUUUGUUGUGACUGUAAGGGUUAGUUGCAAAUGGAAAGUUAAUACUCCCAUUUUCUAUUGUAAAGAUGUUACAUUUGUGCUGAAACGGUGAAAUGGAACUAACCACCCUAGUUGUGCACUUUGUUUGUAGCACUUAACUUUAGUACUCCACUCUGCUUUCUAAAACUGUACCAGUAAUACUGUACCAGGUACUUUGUACAAAUAAAUCAUGCCUUUAUUUUGGAAAGA